Messenger RNA from Mycena citricolor, 1570 nucleotides. NCBI's taxonomy places the organism in Eukaryota, Fungi, Basidiomycota, Agaricomycetes, Agaricales, Mycenaceae. The record is from the annotation of a GenBank genome assembly.
GUAAACCCUAACCUUUCAUAGCAACUCUUUUUCCAUCGCCCUCCAAUGGCCGUCAAGAUCCCGAUCGUGAAGAAGCGGACGAACAAGUUCAAGCGGCACCAGUCCGACCGCUAUGUGUCCGUGAAGGAGGCCUGGCGCAAACCGAAGGGUAUCGACAACAGGGUUCGUCGCAGGUUCAAGGGCCAGACCCCCAUGCCCAAGAUUGGUUAUGGCAGCAACCAAAAGACGAAACACCUGCUUCCUAAUGGCUUCAAAAAAUUCCUCGUCAACAACGUUCGAGAGGUCGAUCUGCUGUUGAUGCACAACAAGACUUUUGCUGCCGAGAUUGCACACGGUGUCUCGUCACGAAACCGGACGGUCAUCCUUGAGCGUGCCAAAGCUCUUGGCAUCAAAGUUACCAACCCUGCUGCACGUCUGCGCUCGGAGGAGUAGAUGAUGUUGUCCGUUCUACCCACUCUAUGUACUAUGCGUCCUCCAAUCCAUAUUCAUGCCGCAUCAUGCUCUGUUUGUCUUCUUUGAUGUGACUGCACUAGCCAUCGCUCCUCUUGUCACCACCAUCAUGUCUACGCGUUCUGCAACUCACGCAGGGGACUGGUACACGGCCGAUGCUGGACGCCUCGAUAAGCAACUUACGACAUGGCUUGCGGCUGUUGACGGCUCUACACUCGGCUACUCUCUUCCUGUUCGCGGUUGUAAAGCCAUCAUUGCUCCGUGCAACAUGCUGGCUACUCAUACUCCGGUCCCGCGGCCGCUUGGGCUUACAGAGCUAUCGAUGUGGAGAACAUGCAUCAAACGGGUCGUACUCUUGGGACCAUCGCACCACGUCUAUCUCGAUGGAUGUGCUCUCUCACAAUGCUCGUCUUACGCUACCCCCAUCGGUGACAUACCGCUCGAUACGGAAACGAUCUCCGCUCUCCGUGCCACUGGCAAAUUCUCGGAUCUCACCCAGGAUGCGGAUGAGGAUGAGCACAGUCUUGAAAUGCACCUGCCGUACAUCAGGAAAGUCUUCCAAGACCGAGACAUCGUACUUACGCCAGUGCUUGUUGGCUCCAUCUCUAUGGCUUCGGAAGCCUCGUAUGGUGCAUUGCUUGCCCCUUAUCUCGAGCGGCCCGAUACCCUGACUGUGGUCAGCAGCGACUUCUGUCAUUGGGGACAACGAUUCUCAUACACCUAUUACCGAUCCGGAGAGUCUGCAAACCCGAUCCAUCUUUCUCGGUCGCUGGGCCCGGCCAGUGAGUACCCCAUCCAUGCGUCAAUCGAGGCCCUGGAUCGCGAAGCCAUGUCCAUCUUGACGUUGCCCUCUGAUGAACCGGACUGUCACGGUGUCUUUUCCGCCUACUUGUCCCGAACCAAGAACACGAUCUGUGGACGACAUCCCAUAGGUGUCCUCUUGGGAUCUAUGGCCGCCCUGAAGAAGCAAGGCGGCCAGGAAAUCCAAUGGACACGUUACGAGCAGAGCAGCAAGUGCUUGACUGUGAGGGAUUCCAGUGUCAGUUAUGCAAGCGCUUGGGUCAAAUUCUAGCAUCUUCUACGCUAUAUCCAUAGUUGAAAUAGAUCUACAAGUUCGCCG